Amoebophrya sp. A120 is the source of this 243-nucleotide messenger RNA. NCBI's taxonomy places the organism in Eukaryota, Dinophyceae, Syndiniales, Amoebophryaceae. The record is from the annotation of a GenBank genome assembly.
CGAGAUCCAGAAGUUGUAGUGCCGCAAGCGAUUCGCAUUCGGAUUCUGAGGAAUCGAUGCACUUUUCCGACGCUCCGAGUCAAGGGGCCGCGUCUACCAACACAGGGCCAGAAGCCGAAACAGACGAAGCUUGGGUGGAGAGGGUGCUCCGGGAACUUGGCGAGGAGGAAGGAUGGUUCCUCGCAGAAAGUGAAACGGUUGACGAGCAGAACCUCGCUGGUGCCAGGAGCCCGCGGAGUCGCC